CCGCAGCAGAAUGUGACCAGAACGGAGCCUUGACAGCCACGGCAGAUCAUUGAUUUAGGAGCCGGAUUUUCGCUGGUGUGACCAAGAAUUGAUUCCUAUUGGGUAAUGCAAACCCGAUAUGAUGUUAUGCCCCAGGAUCUCACUGCUCAAGGAGUAAGCAGUGUUAUACAGGUUAUAUAGCAUCCGGCUUCUGUCUUUCUGGCCCUUAGAGUUUUACUUCAUAUGGUUUCAUGACCUAAGUGCUUCUAUACAAAGUCUUCAAUUCGUCGACUAGGCUAUUCCGCCGAUCAUGGCUUCUGUCGGAAUAUUCAGUACCGGUAUUCUGUUCGCCACGGCACUAGUAGUUGUUGUGACGACGAUCUACCUCUUCUUUCACAAAAAGCAACUACCCCUCCCACCGGGACCCCGAGGUAUUCCCCUGCUCGGGAAUGUUUUAGAUCUUCCUCCCAAAGGCGGACGUGACUGUGAGCAUUGGUUGAAAUUCAAGGAUACUUACGGCCCCAUUAGCUCUAUCACAGUACUAGGGACGACUUUUGUGAUCUUGCACUCGCCCGAACUGACGUCCGAACUUUUGGAGAAUCGGUCUUCAAAAUAUUCAUCACGGCCAAGUUUGAUUUUCGCUGAGGCCAACGGCUGGUCUGAUGCUUUAACUCUUAUGAAGUACGAUAAAGCCUACCGCCGGCGCCGCAAAAUCACACAUACGCUUGUCGGUACUAAAAUGAAUGUCGCCCCAUAUCUACCCCUGCAAGAUGUAGAAGUCCACCGAUUUUUAUUUCGUACUCUACAAGAGCCAGAGCGAUUUCUUGAACACAUAAAGACUGAAGCGGCUGCUUUCAUUCUCAAACUCAUAUACGGAUACACGGUAGAACCUCACAAGCCAGAUCCAUUGGUUGAACUCGUAGACGAGGCCAUGACACACUUCUCUGCCACUGUAGUUCCCGGAGCAUGGCUAGUAGAUUCUAUUCCAGCUUUGAGAUAUAUCCCGGAGUGGAUGCUGGGUGGCGGAUGGAAAAAGACAGCCAGAGCCUGGCGCGCCGUACUAAGGGAAACAGUAGAAAAGCCACUACAGUUCGCUCGGCAGCAUAUAACAAGUGAUGACCAAAACCGGUCUUUUGUCAGGGAUUUCUACGAUGAAAAGGGGGCUGGCAUUACCUCACGUGACCAAGAGGACUUCAAGUGGGCAGCUACGACUUUAUACGGGGGUGGCGCGGAUACGACUGUAAACACGAUUUCGGCCUUUUUCCUGGCCAUGAUACUGUUUCCUGACGUUCAGCGAAAAGCUCAAGAUGAGAUCGAUCGAGUUGUUGGCACCCACCGUCUCCCUACUUUUGAUGAUCGAAAGAGUCUUCCCUACAUAGAAGCUCUGUUAACAGAGGCCUGGCGUUGGCAUUCCGUGGGACCCCUAGGCGUACCGCACGCUUCAUCUGCAGAAGAUAUCGUCAAUGGGUAUCGCAUUCCAAAAGGAUCGAUAAUAGUGUCUAAUAUUUGGUGGUAUACACAUGACCCUUCAGUCUACACCGAUCCCUAUAUAUUCAACCCAGAGAGAUUCAUGGGCCCAAACCCGCAAUCGGAUCCGGUACCCUACACCUUCGGUUACGGGCGUCGAAUUUGUCCUGGUCGAUUCAUUGCAGAUUCAUCCGUAUGGCUAACGAUUGUACGGUCCUUGGCGGUGUUUAAUAUAAGCAAGGGCUUAGACGAGAAUGGUCGUGAGACUGAGCCUAACGUUCAAUUCUUACCUGGUCUCAUUAGUCGCCCAGCGGACUUUAAGGCUACAAUAAAACCUAGAAGUCCCGAACACGAAGCUUUGAUUCGCCAACUUGAAGAGCUUCAUCCAUGGGAAGAGAGUAAUGCUGCUGAGAUUCGAGAAAUGAAGAUUCAGACAAUUUCAAGCUGGUAGUGAUGGUUUUGGAACUCUAUGAACAACCAACAAGGCGGUUCACUGGACGAUAGACCAGCGUAAUUGGGAUCAUUAACAGUAUGAGGACAAGGCCUAGAUUUAUGAGAGCUAACAGAAUGGUUGGAAUUAGAAGUAUGUUACAAUACUGAUAUUAGUAUGAACUACUCGCCCACAACUCAGAGUUACCGCCUUAGCUAUAUACACUUAAACAUAAGCAGUCGCUUAGACAUCAGUACUGAGCUCCAAGAUCCUUGAGGUCUGUAUAAAUGAUAGCCUAUGAUACUCAGAGGCAUGAGAAGAUUCAAGACAUGUACAACCCCCACGGUCACACAUAAAAGAC
Xylaria bambusicola is the source of this 2237-nucleotide messenger RNA. RefSeq names its product cytochrome protein. The record is from RefSeq and is a predicted model, not a curated record. Bases 290 to 1897 code for a protein of 535 amino acids. Gene Ontology annotation, molecular function: monooxygenase activity; heme binding; oxidoreductase activity, acting on paired donors, with incorporation or reduction of molecular oxygen. NCBI's taxonomy places the organism in Eukaryota, Fungi, Ascomycota, Sordariomycetes, Xylariales, Xylariaceae. The transcript has 9 exons.